Molecule: messenger RNA, 2471 nt
Organism: Xenopus laevis (African clawed frog)
Lineage: Eukaryota; Metazoa; Chordata; Amphibia; Anura; Pipidae
Product: E3 ubiquitin-protein ligase TRIM11-like
Exons: 1
Coding region: 8-1585 (525 amino acids)
Source: RefSeq, a predicted model, not a curated record
CUCAGUGAUGGCGGCUGCUGAUCUGAGAGACGAACUGACCUGCUCCAUCUGCCUGAGCAUUUAUACUGAUCCUGUAUCCCUGCCAUGUGGCCAUAACUUCUGCCAGGGCUGCAUUAGGAGGUUACUGUGUACCCAGGAGGGAUCAAGGGGAUAUUCUUGCCCUGAAUGCAGACAAAAGUUUCAGAAGCGCCAUGUCCUGCAUAGGAACAGAACUCUGGGUAACAUAGCAGAGAGAUUCCGUCCAACUGAGACAGAGCCGGGGGAGACUGGGAUCUUCUGCACCUACUGUGUCCUCUCUCCUGUACCUGCUGCUAAAUCCUGUCUCCUGUGUGAGGCUUCUCUGUGUGAGACCCACCUGAGGGUCCACAGCAAGUCACCAGAACAUGUACUGACCCAACCCACCGACUCCUUUAUGGGGAGAAAAUGUUCUGUACACAAUGAGCUCCUAAAGUAUUUCUGCUGUGAGGACUCUGUCUGUGUCUGUGUGUCCUGUUACAUGGUUGGAGAGCACAGGGGCCACAGGGUGGAGCUGCUGAAUGAGACCUCUGAGAAGAAGAAAGAGAAACUGAGGAAAGUUCUGGAGAAAUUGAGCCCAGUGAGAGAGGAGACUGAGAGAGAAGCCCAGAGACUGCAGGAGCGCAGGAGAGAAGUGGCAGAAAAAGCAGCCGGUGAGACAGAGAGAGUCACUGCCCUGUUUAGAGACAUCAGGGAACAGCUGGAAGCCCUAGAGAAGCGACUCCUGAGUGACAUCUCCAGGCAAAAAAAGAAGCUCUCACUCCCAUUAACUAAUUUAAUCCAGCAGCUGGAAAUAAAGAAGGACAAUCUGUCCAAGAGGAUUCGUAACAUUGAGGAGCUGUGCAACAUGGCAGAUCCACUCACUGUCCUACAGGAACGGGAAUCACAUGGAGCUGCAGAUAAUGAGGGGGGCAGAGAGAGACAUGAUAUAAAGGUCCCUGCUGUAGGGGAUCUGGAUGUGGAUCUGAUCUCAGAGACAUUACUCACAGGCUUAGCUGCCAUUGUGACUGGGGUAAAGGAAUGGAGGAUCUAUGGGCAGGAGGCUACAGACCUGUUACUGGAUAUAAACACGGCUGGGGAUUAUGUAUCUGUAUCAGGGGACAGGAAAUCUGCUUCCUUCUCACUCACAGACCAGUAUCACCCACAAUCCCCAGAGAGAUUUGAGGUUUCUCAGGUUUUAAGCACCAGGAGUUUCCCCUCAGGACGGCAUUCCUGGGACUUGGAGGUCAGUGAUUCAGUGGACUGGAUGGUUGGGGUGGCCUAUCCCAGUAUAGAGAGGAAAGGAGGAGAUCAGGCCUACAUUGGGCACAAUACCAAGUCCUGGUGUUUGCGCAGAUGGUGUGAUAACUAUUCAGUGAGACAUGACAGGAAAGAACCAUAUUUGGCCCAUAUCCCUUCCUGCAGGAGAAUCAGGAUCUCAUUAGAUUAUGAGGCCGGACGUCUGUCCUUUUAUGAGCUGAGUGAGCCAAUCAGACACUUACACACCUUCACUGCCACAUUCACUGAGCCCCUUCAUGCUGCAUUCUGGGUAGGGAAGGAUGAUGAUAAGUGGGUGAGAAUUAUUAGUUAGAGCACUACCCAACAGGGAACUCCAUUCCCAGAGUUGCCCUUAACCAUGUGAUGCUGUUAAGAGGAUAAAGUGCAGGAAUCAUUUAUGUUGGAUAGUCUCUCCUGGCAAUCACUGGGCAGAUAUUUUAACUAAGGGAUCACCAGAAUCAAAUUUAUUGCAUAUAACACUUUUUUAAAUAUUUUCCAUAUAGAUGUGUAUAUGUGAUUGCCAUUUCUACAAUAAUGUUUAAUCUAGAGCCGACAGGAGCAGGGAUCCCUAAAUCAAUAAUAAAGCAACGAUUGCCCUUCCAGCCAUUAUAUCAUCUGGUGGAAUAUUUAGCAAAAAGGUGGACAUACAGUUGGCCAGGUACCCAAUCAACCUCUCCACAAAGUCACCACAAAUGAUAGUAUUUGGGCAAAUGGAGUUACAAGAAAGAAUUUUCCGUUUGAUUACAAUUUUUGUUUCCCUACUGAAAAUACUUUAAGCCUGAGGGCUCUUCUCUCUUUAACUGACUCACUGGACAUUUUGUAAUUUUUAAUCCAGAACUGGAGGUAGAAUAUGUUGAUUUUAACUGUUAUUACUGGAGGCUGACAGGUGUACUUAUCAAUAAAUUCACUUAUUUAAUUAUAAAAUAUGGGAGGCUUUGUCAGGGGCUAUGAGUGAACUCACUGGAAGUGUAGGAGCAGCACAACAGAUUGGCUUAGUAUGAAAUAAAUGGUAGUCCUCUGUAUGUGAACUGAUAGUUCCUGGAUAUUAAUUUCCCAGUAAGGAGACACAUUCCUGUCCCAAAAUCUAAUCUGAAGUGUAAAGAAAAGGCUCAGUUAAUAACCCCAAUGAAAGAUAUAUGAAAACAAAUAUACAUGAUAUAAUGAUGAGAGCUGCGUAAUAAUAAAUACAUUUGAAUAUG